Molecule: messenger RNA, 2664 nt
Organism: Candoia aspera
Lineage: Eukaryota; Metazoa; Chordata; Lepidosauria; Squamata; Candoiidae
Gene: MAT2A
Product: methionine adenosyltransferase 2A
Exons: 9
Coding region: 110-1285 (391 amino acids)
Biological process (GO): S-adenosylmethionine biosynthetic process
Cellular component (GO): methionine adenosyltransferase complex; cytosol
Molecular function (GO): ATP binding; methionine adenosyltransferase activity
Source: RefSeq, a predicted model, not a curated record
ACUGCUGCUCGGCCUGAUUCGUCCUGCGGCUUUGGGGCUCGUCUUCCCGCCCUCGCUCCAGGGUUUGACUCCGCUUUCUCUCGUUGGUCUCGCAGUGUUCGCCGCCGCCAUGAAUGGUUUCCGGGACAGCAGAAUCGAGGAGGGCACCUUCCUCUUCACCUCAGAGUCGGUGGGGGAAGGGCAUCCAGAUAAGAUCUGUGAUCAAAUUAGUGAUGCUGUCCUUGAUGCACAUCUGAAACAAGAUCCAAAUGCCAAAGUUGCAUGCGAAACUGCUGCAAAGACAGGAAUGAUUCUCCUGGCUGGGGAGAUCACAUCCACUGCCGCGGUUGACUAUCAGAAAAUUGUUCGUGAGACAAUCAAGCACAUUGGCUAUGACGAUUCUUCAAAAGGUUUUGACUACAAAACUUGCAACGUGUUGGUUGCUCUAGAGCAGCAGUCUCCUGACAUAGCUCAGGGUGUGCAUCUUGACAGGAAGGAAGAAGACAUCGGUGCUGGGGAUCAGGGUUUGAUGUUUGGUUAUGCUACUGAUGAGACGGAUGAGUGCAUGCCCCUGACCCUCCUCCUAGCACACCAGCUGAAUGCAAAACUGGCAGAACUCCGUCGCAACCACAUUUUGACUUGGCUGCGGCCAGAUUCUAAGACUCAGGUGACUGUUCAGUACAAACAGGACCGUGGUGCCGUAAUUCCCAUCAGAGUCCACACCAUUGUCAUUUCCGUCCAGCACGAUGACCGAAUUGGGCUGGAUGAGAUGAGAGAUGCCCUGAAGGAGAAAGUGGUCAGAGCUGUUGUGCCUGCAAAAUACUUGGAUGAUGACACCAUUUAUCAUCUGCAGCCUAGUGGCCGAUUUGUGAUUGGUGGCCCCCAGGGAGAUGCUGGUUUGACUGGGCGGAAGAUCAUUGUUGACACUUACGGUGGUUGGGGAGCCCAUGGAGGAGGUGCUUUCUCUGGUAAAGACUACACAAAGGUUGACCGCUCGGCUUCUUACGCUGCUCGCUGGGUUGCCAAAUCCCUUGUAAAGUCUGGCCUGUGUCGGCGAGUGCUUGUCCAGGUCUCUUAUGCCAUUGGAGUGGCCCAUCCCAUAUCAGUCUCUAUUUUCCAUUAUGGCACCUCUCAAAAAACAGAGCACGAAUUGCUGGACAUUGUGAAGAAGAACUUUGAUCUUCGCCCAGGGGUCAUUGUCAGGGAUCUGGAUCUGAAGAAGCCCAUUUAUCAGAAGACUGCAGCCUAUGGUCACUUUGGUAGGAACAACUUCCCCUGGGAAGUCCCCAAAAAGCUUAAAUACUGAAUAUGUUGGGCUUCUUUCCCCAGACCUGUUGGUGUACAUUACAGAGAAACCUCCAGGCUCCUUGUGGGAAAGAGCCCUGAUCCCUCAAUUGGUCCUAUCCUCUGCUCUUAACUUGGCACACUGUUCAUUACCAUGAAUAUCAGUCCUCUGGGGACCGCAAAUUGCACUGUGCUUUCUCCUCUGCCUGAUGUGCUUGACGUACAAGUAGCACCAGUUGAACGUAGGCACAAUACGAAAUCCGUGGAGAAGAAAGGCUGUAAUCAAAACAGUGCUCCGGCCUAACCUUUUGCAUUGCCCAAAGGCUAAGCUUACCGUCAAAAAACAAAACGAAACCCCAAGAAACUUCCCUUGUGAUGUGUACACAGUCUGGUUUCAUCUCCUCAGCCCAGACGCUUAGAGCAGGGUGGUGCAGUGACUGAUUUUGGGGAAUGUCGAGGCCGCCCCCUCCACUGAUUUCUUAGGGGCAGCAGUUGCCUAAGCAGAGAGCUUGCAUGCUACGCAACUCCUGUUUGGAGCUCCAGUACAGUUCUGCCGAAGUUUCUGAAUGGAGGCAGUCCUGGGUCUGUGCUCUUAAAUUCAGUCAGCGCCAUGUUGGAAUCCUUUUCUGCUCUGUUUUCUUCGGGGUUCAACAUAAUUUUUUUUAAUCCUAUGCAGUUUUAGCACUAGCCAGACCUCAUUCCACUUUAUCAAAUGGGCACCGGCUAAUCUUGGUAUAAUAUAGAGAGGUCACAGGAUUGUACCCAGGAUCUGUAGGCUGCACACUUCACUUUUGGCACCUGGAAUUUUUUUUUGGUGGUUAGAGCCAAGAACUUCAUGUUGCACAAAAUUCCCAGUUUACUUUCAAAGUCAAGUCCAAACUGCAUUCUGAAGUACUGGUGUAGCUACAGAGAAGCCAGUCCCCUUCAGAGCACACGUGCAAUUGGGAAGGUCGUGGGAAGACACCUACAUACUUGAAACUUUUUAAUAAUUGCUUAUUUAUUGUGUUUGGGAUGGGGUGUGAGUACAGAGAAACCCUUGUCUCAAAUGGCAGCUUUUAAACUUUAUUUUGACACCAUGAAUUCCUUGACAGUUCCCAGCAUUCCCUGGUAGGCCAAGGUGUCCUACAGAAAAGCCUUGGGUGUAACCUACAGGGGGUCUGGCUUGUGUAAAACAGGGGAGGGCAGUGCUGGGGGGGACUGACCUUGGGAGAGGCUAACUUGGCUGGUGUUGUACAGAGAAGCCAGCUUGUUUACUUGCCCAUCCGAUGGCCAGUAUCCUAAACAGGAAGUGCCUUUUGCGUUCCACUUUUUUUUUUUUCCCUGGGUGUUUAUUACAUCUGUCUGGUUCUUGAAAUUCCACAUUAAAAUCUUUAAUAAAGUGCUAGGUUCUGUCUUAAACAA